Messenger RNA from Papilio xuthus (Asian swallowtail), 1674 nucleotides. Its product is annotated as cytochrome P450 4V2-like. The record is from RefSeq and is a predicted model, not a curated record. NCBI's taxonomy places the organism in Eukaryota, Metazoa, Arthropoda, Insecta, Lepidoptera, Papilionidae. The transcript has 10 exons. Bases 53 to 1552 code for a protein of 499 amino acids. Gene Ontology annotation, molecular function: heme binding; iron ion binding; monooxygenase activity.
UUUAUCGUGCAUUUCCAAUUAACGUUGAUUGUUUUCUUUACUUUACCGAAAAAUGGUUUCCCCGUACUUGUUAAUAAUCUCCUUUUGGCUUAUCUGGGUGCUGUUUAAGAGAUGGCAAUUGAGACGAAUUAUAAAUCAUUCUAAAGUAAUAGGCAGCAGAUAUCCCGCACUGCCGCUUAUAGGUCAUGGAUACUUGUUCGCAGGGAACGGGGAAGUUCGAAUGAAUGCUUUCAAAAAAUUUGGCGUCGAGGCUACAAAACACAACGGAAUGACAAGCUUGUGGUUAGGUUAUGACUACUAUACAGUUAUUUCGGAUCCUGUGAUAGCUGAGGUGAUUAUGAAGUCUUGCCUGGAGAAGGGCUACCUCAUGCAAGUGUUCAGCCAUCUCCUCGGCAAUGGCAGCGUCAUCGCCCCUGUUAACAUCUGGCGCCCUCGUCGCAAAGUGGUAACUCCAAACUUCUCGAUGAAGAAUCUGCAAGCUUUUGUAAAGGUAUUUUCGCGGCAGAGCGAGAUAUUGGCUGAUUGUUUAGCCUCGGUCGCCGAUAAGAAUACGUUCUCGAUAUGGAAAUAUUUUACAACUUAUAGUAUGGAUUCUGUUUGCGAAACGACUCUAGGCAUCGAAGUGCAUGCGCAAGGGUUGUCACACUGUCCGUUCCUGUGGGCGUUCGAGCAGUACUGCCGGCUGACGGCGGCGCGCAUGUGCCAGCCCUGGCUGUGGGCGCGCGUCCUCUACCGCUGGAUGCCGCAGCACGCCACGCUGCGAGCACACAGGGACUAUAUAAGGACUUACGUUGAUAAAAUUAUUAAAAUGAAAAGUGAAGAACGAAAAUGUGAGGAGUUAUCUAAUGGAAAUGAGAGAGACAAGUCGCUGCUGGAGCUGCUGCUGACGUCGUCUCUCUCGGAACUGGAGGUGCGCGAAGAGUGCCUGGUGCUGGUGUUGGCGGGCUCCGACACGUCCGCUGUGGGCGCCUCCUUCACCGCUUGUCUGCUCUCUCACUACCCACACGUGCAGGACAAAGUCUAUGACGAGUUGUACGCAGUGUUCAAAGACUCGCAGAGACCUGUCGAGGCGGCUGAUCUGCCGAAGCUCAAGUAUCUGGAGGCCGUCAUCAAGGAGUCUAUGCGGCUGUACCCACCCGCUGCUGUCAUAGCAAGGAAAUUAGACAAAGAUAUUGUUUUGCCUUCAGGCGUAACGUUGGUGGAGGGUUCCGGCGCGCUGAUCAACAUCUGGGCGAUGCACCGCAACCCUCGGUACUGGGGCCAGGACGCCGAGCUGUUCCUGCCCGACCGCUUCCUGCCCGCCACCCCAGCCUCGCCCGACUCAAACUCGCCGCCGCAGCGACACGCCGCCUAUAUGCCCUUCAGCUACGGACCGAGGAAUUGCAUAGGAUAUCAAUACGGUAUGAUGUCUAUGAAAACGGCACUGGCGGCCGUCGUGCGGCGCUACCGCUUGCUGCCCGCCGCGUGCCCCCCGCACCCCCUGCGCGUCAAGUACGACAUCAUGAUGCGCGACGUAGACAACUAUAUGCUCCGCUUGGAACCUCGCUCCUAAACACCUCAAUAUUGUUAUUUUGUUCAUGCGUCAUUUUAUCGCGCGUUAAAUUUUAGGGCCACGUUACCUGCUGCAGCUAUAACAUACAAGAUCCUAAAUAUAAAAAUAACGAAUAAAACAUA